Williopsis jadinii is the source of this 585-nucleotide messenger RNA. RefSeq names its product thioredoxin peroxidase DOT5 (gene DOT5). Gene Ontology annotation, biological process: cellular response to oxidative stress; cell redox homeostasis. The annotation marks the transcript as partial. NCBI's taxonomy places the organism in Eukaryota, Fungi, Ascomycota, Saccharomycetes, Phaffomycetales, Wickerhamomycetaceae. Gene Ontology annotation, cellular component: cytoplasm. The record is from RefSeq and is a predicted model, not a curated record. Gene Ontology annotation, molecular function: thioredoxin peroxidase activity. The transcript has a single exon.
AUGGUUGAGUUGAGAAGAUCCGCAAGGGUUGCGAAGAAGGAAGCACCAAAAGUUGAAUCCCUCGAGACCGCUAAGGUUACAAAACCAAAGGCUGCAAAGCCAAGGGUUAAAGCAGAGGAAAAGGAGAGCAAAGAUGAAUCCAAGGAGUUGGAAAUUGGAGAUGAAAUACCAGAUCUGACACUGCUUAACCAGGACGAGGAGGAAUUGAACUUGAAGCAAUUGGCAAAGGAAAACAAGAUUAUCAUCAUAUUUGCGUACCCAAGGGCUUCCACACCAGGCUGUACACGCCAGGCCUGUGGCUUUAGGGACAACUUCAACUCCAUCAAGGAUAAGGCACUUGUGUUGGGACUUAGUGCAGACUCUCCAAAAGCUCAAAAGAACUUUCAGGUCAAGCAACAUUUGCAGUACGACUUAUUGUGUGAUCCAAAGAGAGAGUUGAUUGGGUUGUUGGGAGCAAAGAAGAGUCCAACCGGGAUUAAACGUUCUCACUGGAUCUUUCAAGACGGUAAACUCGUUGAAAAGAGAAUCCAAAUCUCUCCAGAGGUCAGUAUCAAAGAUGGGAAGGCUAAAGUGUUGGAACUCUCC